AUGUCGGGACCAUCGACGCUGCUCAACCCGGCGGCACGCUCCAAUGCCGUGUCGCAGCUGCGCGCCACGUCGGCACUCAAGGGCAACCACCCGCGCCAGUCGUCGUCGUCGGGCGUGUACAACACCUUCUCGCCCAAGCAGAUCCAGGGCUUCAAGGAGGCCUUUAACAUGAUCGACCAGGACGGCGACGGCCUCAUCUCGCGCGCCGACCUCGCAGGCAUGCUCCAGAACCUCGGCCAGGAGCCCAAACCCUCCACCCUCGACGCCCACUUUGCCUCGGCCGGCUCCUCGUCGUCGUCGUCGGGCAGUGCCAGCGCCACGAUCAACUUUACCCAGUUCCUCACCAUGUUCGGCGAGCACCUCGCCGAGCUCGACGAGGCCUCGACCCUCGUCGACGCUUUCGAGUGCUUUGACGAGCGCGACCAGGGCGUCAUUGAUGCCGGAGAGAUCCGAUACUGGCUCAGCGAGGUCGGCGACCGCAUGACUGAACAGGAGAUCGACCGCCUCCUCUCGGGCCCCUUUACUGACCGAUCCGGCAAAAACUUUGACUACAAGGCCUUCGUCGAGGCCAUCAAGAUGUCGGAACCUGCCGAGCUGGAAUGA
Molecule: messenger RNA, 603 nt
Organism: Pseudozyma flocculosa PF-1
Lineage: Eukaryota; Fungi; Basidiomycota; Ustilaginomycetes; Ustilaginales; Ustilaginaceae
Exons: 3
Coding region: 1-603 (200 amino acids)
Biological process (GO): mitotic cytokinesis; actomyosin structure organization
Cellular component (GO): cytoplasm; myosin II complex
Molecular function (GO): calcium ion binding; cytoskeletal motor regulator activity; myosin heavy chain binding
Source: RefSeq, a predicted model, not a curated record